Messenger RNA from Pseudonaja textilis, 4869 nucleotides. The record is from RefSeq and is a predicted model, not a curated record. NCBI's taxonomy places the organism in Eukaryota, Metazoa, Chordata, Lepidosauria, Squamata, Elapidae.
ACCUGCUGCAUCUGAAAAGGUAAAUGCGGGUUUCGGAUUGGGCUGCUGCCGCCUUUGCGUUUCAGAAAUCAGCCCUCUGCCGGCAAAUGAACAGCUGGGCGGGAUAGUGUACUCCAGGCUGCAGGAUCCGAUACCUGCAGGCGCGCGGGCGUCUCUUCUUAUUCUCCUGAUGAAGAUUCAAUCACGGCAUCGUCCUGCAGCAGGAAAGUUAGUUAGCACAGGAGAGAAACGGAUCUGGGAAUCUCCUCUUCUCCUGGCUGCCAAAGAGAACAAUGUUCAGGGUCUUAAGAAAUUAAUCCAAGAUGGUUCUUGUGACAUUUAUCAAAGAGGAGCGAUUGGGGAGACUGCUCUCCAUGUAGCCACCCUCUAUGAUUGCACAGAAGCUGCUGACUUUCUUCUGGAAGUGGCUCCAGAACUCAUCAAUGAGAAAAUGACAUCAGCCCUUUAUGAAGGACAGACAGCACUCCACAUUGCAGCAGUUAAUCAAAAUGUGCAUUUAGUGAGAUGUCUGCUGAAGAAGAGGGCUCACAUUUCUACUCCUCGAGCUACAGGACACUUCUUCAGGCGUAACUCCUCACAUCGCUCCUAUUUUGGGGAGCAUGUUUUAUCUUUUGCGGCCUGUGUGGGCAAUGAGGAAAUUGUUCAUCUAUUAAUUGAAAAUGGAGCUGAUAUCAGGGCACAAGAUUCUCUAGGAAACACAGUUCUUCAUAUUCUAGUUCUUCAGCCAAACAGGACAUUUGCAUGCCAGAUGUACAAUCUCAUCCUUUCCUAUGACAAACAAGAAGGGAACUUGGAACCGUUGGACUUGAUUCCCAACAAUGAAGGUCUUACUCCAUUCAAACUAGCUGGAGUUGAGGGUAACACUGUGAUGUUCCAGCAUCUUUUGCAAAAGCGUAAGCAAAUAAUGUGGUCUUUGGGACCUAUUACUACCAUUCUCUAUGAUCUUACAGAAAUUGAUUCCUGGGGUGAAGACCAAUCUUUUCUGGAACUUGUUGUGUCAACAAAGAAAAGAGAGGCUCGCCGUAUCCUAGAUAUUACUCCUGUGAAGGAACUUGUGAACCUGAAGUGGAACACAUACGGGCGUCCUUAUUUCUGUUUCCUGGCUCUGUUUUAUGUCCUCUAUAUGAUUUGCUUCACCAUGUGCUGCGUUUAUAGACCACUGAAAAAUCGCUCAGAUAAUCAAACGGACGAGCGGGAUAACACCAUCAUUGUGCAGAAAACAUUGGAGGAAUCAUAUCUGACAUAUGAAGAUCAACUCAGGCUUGUGGGAGAGUUAAUUACAGUGAUUGGAGCCAUGGCAAUUUUACUCCUAGAGAUUCCAGAUAUUCUAAGAGUUGGAGCCACAAAGUACUUUGGACAAACUAUCCUGGGAGGACCUUUUCACAUAAUAAUCAUCACAUAUGCCUGUGUGAUCCUGAUAACCAUGGUAAUGCGACUCACCAGCACAGAAGGAGAAGUGGCCCCCAUGUCCUUUGCCCUGGUGUUGGGCUGGUGCAAUGUCAUGUACUUUGCACGAGGAUUUCAGAUGCUUGGGCCUUUCACCAUCAUGAUACAGAAGAUGAUAUUUGGUGACCUUAUACGUUUUUGUGGGCUAAUGGCUGUUGUCAUAUUUGGCUUUGCCUCAGCUUUCUACAUCAUCUUUCAGACAGAAAAUCCAAGCAAUCUGGGACAAUUCUAUAAUUACCCCAUGUCUCUCUUCAGUACGUUUGAGCUCUUCCUUACCAUCAUAGAUGGACCAGCCAACUAUGAUGUGGAUCUGCCAUUCAUGUUCUGUGUGGUGUAUGCUGCUUUUGCUAUCAUUGCUGCUUUGCUCAUGCUCAACCUGCUCAUUGCUAUGAUGGGUGACACUCAUUGGCGAGUAGCCAAUGAACGAGAUGAGCUUUGGCGAGCACAGGUUGUUGCUACUACAGUCAUGCUUGAACGGAAACUCCCACGAUGUCUUUGGCCUCGGUCUGGCAUUUGUGGCCAAGAGUACGGGUUAGGAGACAAGUGGUUUCUCAGGGUGGAAGAGCGUUUGGAUAUCAGCAAGCACAAGAUGUUACGUUAUGCAGAGGCAUUUAAAAACCAAGACAAAGAGGAUUUUGAUAAGUAUUCUGGGAAACUAUAUCAACCCGAACCUUUCCGAAUCAAGAAAGAAACAUCUCCAUCGGUCUCACGAAGUACUACUCAAAGUAGCUUCCACCGUGGUUGGCAAAUCCUGCGGAACAAUACCUUCAGCCACCUUCGUGGGGAAGUAAAUCAUGCUUUGGAAGAAGAGAUCUAUCACGUCUGAUAUGCCUCUUGAAUAACUGGUCACAUUUACUGGUGCUUUGUGCUGCUUCACAAAUUCUUCCAGUAGCUGGUGGGAUCUGGGGGCAGUAAUAUCAGGAUUCAGGAUGACUUCAAUCUUCCUAAGUUCAUCUUUUUCCUUGUUCUCUAAACGACCAACUCUGCCAAAAAUUUAGAUUAAAACAAGAAAAAAGAUAAACCAGCUAACUUCUAGCGUUCAGUGGCGCAGUACUGUAAGCUGGUACUGUGCAGUACUGCAAGCUGCUACUACUGCAAUUUGGCAGAUCGAAUACCACCAGGCUCAGGGUUGACUCAGCCUUCCAUCUUUUCGAGAUGGGUAAAUUGAGGACCCAAAUUGUUGGGGGCAAUAUGCCGACUCUGUAAACUGCUUAGAGGGGGCUGUAAAGCACUAUAAAGUGGUAUAUAAGUCUAAGUGCUAUUGCUGUUGCUAUUCCAGCAACUUUUUAAAGAGGUUGAGCAUUAGUUUAUUGCUUUCCCAUUGUUCCACCAAAAGAUUGAAAAAAGUUGCUGUUAUUUUUUAUAUAGGACUCCAGUGCACUUUAAGUUAAAUAGGUGACAUGGAAUUUUAUCCCAGGUACAAUUUUUGUAGUCAAUAGGAUAGUAUUCCUUUUCUUGGCUGAAUUGAAUUCUGCUAAUGUUUCCCUUGGGGAGAGGAAUAAUGAAAAGGUUUACAAACUUAAUUGUAUUAAUAUACAGCCUCCUCUGUUUAUUCUUGCUGGCUUGGAAUCAAGCCUGUUACUACUCUUGACCUGCUACUAUACAGGACUAGAAUUUUGCUUAGAGCAAAUCUAAAAAUAAAACCCUAAUUAACUAAAAUCCUAACUUUAAGUCUAACUUAGUAGGUGAACUUCCCAAAAGUAUUGUGUUUCCCUAAGAAGACAUCAAGAUUUGCUUAAAGUAGUAUACAAAGUAAUACUAAACAUUUUUACUCAGCCAAAAAUAACUGCAAUUAAUUUGAGUGAAAUGUUUCAGAGGGCUUUUCGCAGUCUACUUCCAAAGUGAUGGUUCAGAGUCAGCCUUUCCUACAGAUCCAACUUGAAAAGAUCAUCUUUCCAAAUAUAAAGUGAAGCAAAGCAGGUGCUGCUUUAAUUUAUCUCUAGCUUUCUUACCACUUCAAACUUUACUCCAGAAGGAAAAAGCCAAUAUUUCAUCACUUAAAGCAAAUUAAUAACUUGUGCCUUUCCAGCAGCUGAGUGGAAAAUUACUCCAAUUCCUUUGCAGCAGGAACAAUGAGAGAAGGUUCUAGCUGGUCAUAUUCGCCUUUCAGUUGCCCUCGUAUAUUGACCUGAACUAUGUAGCAUUAAAAAGUGAUGCAGACAGUUUUCAGGCAUUGUCAGCCUGAUUUCUGCUUGAUCUACUACUGCAUGAACUUGGCUCUGGCCUUAAGGAUGAGUUGGCUUGAUUCUCAUUCCAUAACGAAAAUGCAUUUUCUAUGCACAGAUGUCUGACAACUCAGGAAUUUCUAGCUGUAUUUUAAAGUUUGUCACACUGGCCAAGGGUUCCUGAAGGACUCUGCCUGCUACUAAUGACCUUGCUCUUGGUUGAGCUUGAGAAAAGAAAGCUAUGAGCGCAUUAUUAGACAUACCUUCAGGGACCAAUUAAAUGUUCGAUGGGAGGAUGCCACUUAAAUUGAUUUCAAACCCAGAUGAUGCCUCUCUGCCACCUCGGAACUUCUCUGAACUCACAGACUUGGGGUGAGAGAAGGAUUUCUAAAGAAGAAAUGGGAAGGAACUUUUUUAUCCAAGGAUGAAAUUCAGAAGCUACCUCUUCAAGUUGAAGUUGGAGAUUUGUCAGAUCACUGUGAUGAACUGAACUAGUCUUUAUUAGUUGUGGUUAUGUGUAUUUCCUUUGUAGAAUGUUGCACUGUAUGUCUGUGAAAAUACAUAUUUGCACAUGUAUAAAACUGAUCUAUGAUGCUUUAGGGAGUUUGAAAGGUAAUUUCAUUUUAUGUCUUAAUAUUCUGAUUUCAUAUUCUCUCAAAUGAAGUAUUAGUUAAAUUCCUUAGGGGUUAUUAAUAGUUUAGUAAUUUAUCUAGCUGGCACAGAUCUUAGUUUCUCCAAGUAAUUGGACAAGGAUUUGAAUUAGAUUGGACAUUGGUUUGGAUUAGAAAUGAUUGGACAGGCACUGAAGAGGUUACGUAGUCUGCUAAUAAAACAACUAUAAAACCAUAAAACAAAGCAAACAAACAACCAAGCUCAGAGAUCACCAAGGACUGCAUGACUGGAUAAGGACCUGCGCCAUGGCUCACAUCAUCUAUGAUGUAAUUAAUGGGGUACCAGGAUAUUUGGGGCAGGGCCAUUGGUCUUUUUUCCUGGACUCUGCCAGGAAAUUGUGUUUUAGAAUAUGCAUUAAUUAAAAUACAAUCCUGCUAACAGGAAUAGAAUACAUAGUUUCAGCUCUCUAACAUUCAGCUUUUGGAGACACAGGAUUUUAUCAGUGGUGAUUUUUUUUAGUAAGGUAGUAAUGAAUGAAUGAAUGAAUUCUUUAUUGGCCAAGUGUGAUUAGACACACAAGGAAUUUGUCUUGGUGCAUCUGCUCUCAGUGUACAUAAAAAGAAAAGAUACAUUCGUCAAGAAUCAU